AUGGCCAGCUCGGCAAAAGAAUAUUGGGAGGGCGUUAAUGCCGACAUUGACGGCAUGCUUGGCGGCGUUCCUUCUACAAACGGAUUUUCGUACGUCUCCAAAGUGGACCUCCAAGGUUCUCGCAGUUUUCUCGCGAAACUGGGGAUUGGAAAGCAGAAUGGUCGACGCAGGGUUGCCAACGCGCUGGAGGGCGGGGCGGGUAUUGGAAGAAUCACGCAAGGUCUGCUUGUCGAAGUGGCAGAUGCGGUCGAUGCCAUAGAGCCUGUUACCAAGUUUGUCGCCCCUCUGCAAGAGGUGAUAGGAGUGCGGAACGUCUUCAACGUCGGCCUGGAAGGCUGGUCCCCCAUCGAGGGGACGUUGUACGACUUGAUCUGGGUACAGUGGUGUGUGGGCUACCUGACCGACGAGCAGCUUGUGGCUUUCAUGAAGCGGUGCAGGGCAGCGCUGAACCCUGACGGCGGAGUUAUGGUCGUCAAGGAGAAUUUGAGCACGAGUGGCAUUGAUGCCCUGGAUGAAGUCGACGGGUGUGUUACGAGGGUGGACUCGAGCUUUUUAAGUCUGUUCAAGGAGGCAGGCUACAUGUUGCCAUCGAGGCGGCUAACAAAUCAAACCAUGGGGCAAGCCCAAGGCACACGGAGUUCGGGCCGCAUUCCGGCGCUCCUUGUUGGUGAGCGGGCAAUCGGCGAAAGGGCGAGAGAUUACCAGGGCGCUGUAAGCGCAGCGGGCGGCGCGAUAAGCGCCGCGGGUGGUAGAGAGACGCAGUCGGCCGGCAAGGUGCUGGGGUAAAGUGAAGGCCAGUUGGAGGGGCCGCAAUGGUCCCCUGGGCCCGGCGGAAAAAAAGAAAAGUUCGCCUAAUUACAACCCAGUGUGCUCCUGGAAUGUCGCGUAUCGAACGACAGGCUGCAACGUAAUGUUAGGCGUACCGUUCAGGCCACGGCGGCCGGGCCGGCUAUUCG
Messenger RNA from Gaeumannomyces tritici R3-111a-1, 956 nucleotides. RefSeq lists its product as hypothetical. NCBI's taxonomy places the organism in Eukaryota, Fungi, Ascomycota, Sordariomycetes, Magnaporthales, Magnaporthaceae. Gene Ontology annotation, cellular component: cytoplasm. The record is from RefSeq and is a predicted model, not a curated record. Gene Ontology annotation, molecular function: N-terminal protein N-methyltransferase activity. Gene Ontology annotation, biological process: N-terminal protein amino acid methylation. The transcript is spliced from 3 exons. The coding region runs from base 1 to 786 and encodes 261 amino acids.